This is a messenger RNA of Aegilops tauschii subsp. strangulata, 1142 nucleotides long. RefSeq names its product gamma-gliadin. The record is from RefSeq and is a predicted model, not a curated record. NCBI's taxonomy places the organism in Eukaryota, Viridiplantae, Streptophyta, Magnoliopsida, Poales, Poaceae. Gene Ontology annotation, molecular function: nutrient reservoir activity.
UCCAUACCAUCAUCCAUCCUUCACACAACUACAGCACAAGCAUCAAAUCCAAGUACGUAGUAGUUAACGCAAAUCCACUAUGAAGACCUUACUCAUCCUAACAAUCCUUGCGAUGGCAAUAACCAUCGGCACCGCCAAUAUGCAGGUCGACCCUAGCAGCCAAGUACAAUGGCCACAACAACAACCAGUCCCACAGCCUCACCAACCAUUCUCCCAGCAACCACAACAAACAUUUCCCCAACCCCAACAAACAUUCCCCCAUCAACCACAACAACAAUUUCCCCAGCCUCAGCAACCACAACAACAAUUUCUCCAGCCCCAACAACCAUUCCCCCAACAACCACAACAACCAUAUCCCCAGCAACCACAACAACCAUUCCCCCAGACUCAACAACCCCAACAACUAUUUCCCCAGUCCCAGCAACCACAACAACAAUUUCCCCAGCCCCAACAACAAUUCCCGCAGCCCCAACAACCGCAACAAUCAUUCCCCCAACAACAACCACCGUUCAUUCAGCCAUCUCUACAACAACAGGUGAACCCAUGCAAGAAUUUCCUCUUGCAGCAAUGCAAACCUGUGUCAUUGGUGUCAUCCCUCUGGUCAAUGAUCUGGCCACAAAGCGAUUGCCAAGUGAUGCGGCAACAAUGCUGCCAACAACUAGCACAGAUUCCUCAGCAGCUCCAAUGUGCAGCCAUCCAUACCGUCAUACAUUCCAUCAUCAUGCAGCAAGAACAACAAGAACAACAACAAGGCAUGCAUAUCCUGCUGCCACUAUAUCAGCAGCAACAGGUGGGUCAAGGUACUCUCGUCCAGGGCCAGGGCAUCAUCCAACCCCAACAACCAGCUCAAUUGGAGGCGAUCAGGUCAUUGGUGUUGCAAACUCUUCCAACCAUGUGCAACGUGUAUGUCCCACCUGAGUGCUCCAUCAUCAAGGCACCAUUUUCCAGCAUAGUCGCCGGCAUUGGUGGCCAAUGAAAAAUGCAAGAGCCAUACUAAUAGGUAGAUGGAUCAUCGUUGCUUAGUUGAUUUUCCAAUCGAUGUAACGAUGAUAGAAUAAACUGGCGUGCACCAUCAUGUGUGACCCCGACCAGUGCUAGUUCAAGCUUGGGAAUAAAAAACAAAGAAAGUUCAAGUUUGCGAA